Thalassophryne amazonica is the source of this 1185-nucleotide messenger RNA. Its product is annotated as solute carrier family 26 member 9-like. The record is from RefSeq and is a predicted model, not a curated record. Gene Ontology annotation, cellular component: membrane. Gene Ontology annotation, molecular function: sulfate transmembrane transporter activity; oxalate transmembrane transporter activity; bicarbonate transmembrane transporter activity. The transcript is spliced from 10 exons. Lineage: Eukaryota; Metazoa; Chordata; Actinopteri; Batrachoidiformes; Batrachoididae. Gene Ontology annotation, biological process: transmembrane transport. Bases 1 to 1170 code for a protein of 389 amino acids.
AUGCACUUGCACUACAACAAUAAGGUUGGCACCAUGCAAAAGGACAGCCUACGUUAUGUGAUUGACAGGCCUGCAUAUACUCUGCCGGACUUUGACAAACAGUUUGACAAGAAGAGCCGACAGUUUCCUUUAGGAGACAAAGUGAAGAAAAAGUUCAGAUGCUCUGCAGCCAAACUGAAGGCACUGUUAUUCAGACGCCUGCCGAUACUGAAGUGGCUUCCCAAGUACAAAGUGAAGGAAAAACUGCUUCGUGAUGUCAUCAGUGGGGUCAAUGGUGGGACCAUUCAGGUCACCCAAGGUACACUAGCCUUGUUUAGCGUGAUGGUCGGCUCGGUGUGUCUUCAGUUGGCCCCAGAGUCUGACUUCAGUUAUUUUAAUACCACUCUGAAUGCUACAAUAGUGGACACAGACAGGAUGUAUGAGGCCCGUAUGAGAAUAUCUGGAACCCUGAUGUGCCUCACAGGAGUCAUUCAGCUCGGCCUCAGUCUUACACAGUUUGGGUUCAUCGCCAUCUAUCUGUCAGACUCCUUAAUCAGGGGCUUCUUGACUGCUGUCGGAAUCAGGAUAUUCAUUGGGAUGUUGAAGUUCAUUUUUGGUCUUAAGGUGCCGCCUUUUAAAGAUCCAGCAGCUGAUGUCUUUACAUUAAUUCAUAUUUUAACAUCCAUUCUUGAGACCAAUGUAGCCUCCCUACUGUUUGCUGUGGUCACUAUUGUUGUCCUGGUUCCAGUGAAAUUGCUGAGUGAACGCUACCGCCAUAAGUUGCCUUUUCCAAUUCCUGUCCACAUCAUUAUUGUGAUCGUGGCCACAGCUAUUUCAGGUUCUCUCAAUCUUCCAGAGAUUUACCAUAUGGAUGUAGUGGGAGAAGUCCCUUUGGGGAUUCAAGCACCUGUGUUGCCACAAGUGAGUAUGUGGAGCGACAUGUUGGGUCCUGCCUUCUCGUUAGCAAUAUUGGGGUACGUCAGUGUCUACACUUCAGGCAGGAUGCUGUCAGCCCUGCAUGGCUAUGAUGUGGAUCCCAACCAGGAAAUGUUGGCUCUUGGCUGCAGCAAUUUCUUUGGGUCCUUCUUCCAGAGCCAAGCAGUCGGCUCUACCUUGUCUGUCACUUUGGCGAUAGACAGUGGCGGGGGAACAUCACAGGUUGCUGAACCUCAGCUUGGGAACCACAGCUAACCACAUGAUGGAUGG